Gadus morhua (Atlantic cod) is the source of this 902-nucleotide messenger RNA. RefSeq names its product pescadillo homolog. Gene Ontology annotation, molecular function: RNA binding. The record is from RefSeq and is a predicted model, not a curated record. Gene Ontology annotation, biological process: ribosome biogenesis; maturation of LSU-rRNA from tricistronic rRNA transcript (SSU-rRNA, 5.8S rRNA, LSU-rRNA). Gene Ontology annotation, cellular component: nucleolus; PeBoW complex. The transcript is spliced from 7 exons. The coding region runs from base 150 to 902 and encodes 250 amino acids. NCBI's taxonomy places the organism in Eukaryota, Metazoa, Chordata, Actinopteri, Gadiformes, Gadidae.
GUGACGCGUGUCUUCUGCGCAUGCCUAAUAGCAACACGUGUGUUGUCGAGGGGAAUGCAUGCUGGCACCGCAUUCUCGUCUUGACAUUUAAAAAUCGACUUAUAUAUUAGUAAUUUGGAUUUUUAUUAGGUGUACAAACAGUUUGGAAAAUGGGAGGCGUUCAAAAGAAAAAGUUCGAUAGGGGAGCGGCCACCAACUACAUCACCAGGAACAGAGCCCGCAAGAAGCUGCAGCUCAGCCUGGCCGACUUCAGGCGCCUGUGCAUCCUGAAGGGCAUCUACCCCCAUGAGCCCAAACACAAGAAGAAGGUCAACAGGGGCUCCACGGCCCCCCGGACCUUCUACCUGAUGAAGGACAUCCGCUUCCUGCUGCACGAGCCAAUCGUUGGCAAGUUCAGAGAGUACAAGAUCUUUGUCCGCAAACUCCGGAAGGCGUACGGAAAGUCUGAGUGGAGCGGAGUCACCAGGCUGAAGGACAACAAGCCCGUCUACAAGCUGGACCACAUCAUCAAGGAGAGGUACCCCACCUUCAUCGACGCCCUCCGUGACGUGGACGACGCCCUCUCCAUGGGCUUCCUAUUCUCCACCUUCGCCCGCACGGGCAAGUGCCACGUCCAGACCAUCCAGCUGUGCAGGCGGCUGACCGUGGAGUGGAUGAACUACGUCAUCACCUCGCGCGCCCUCAAAAAGGUGUUCCUCUCCAUCAAGGGGAUCUAUUACCAGGCCGAGGUCCUGGGACAGACCAUCACCUGGCUGGUGCCUUACCAGUUCUCCCACGACCACCCCACCGACGUGGACUACAGGGUCAUGGCCACCUUCACAGAGAUGUACACCACUCUCAUGGGCUUCAUCAACUUCCGCCUGUACAGCUCCCUCAACCUGGUGUACCCCCCCAAGGUAUGA